GUUUGUUUAAUUUUUGAUAGAUUAUUGACAUAUGUUUGUUAGAGUAAUUGCACUACCUAAGAAUUUACUUAUUGUGUUAGGUUAUUAAUUGUUCUUUUUUCUUCUUCUUUAUUUGGGAGUUACACCUGAAGAAACUAUGGAAGCUCUGUUAACUUCUUGGCGUUGGGUGCAGGAAGUUUGGAAGUUGAUGACUCUGAAGAAGUACAACUUCUACCGCGAAGUAAAUCCAAUGACUCGUGUCUACUCCGAGUUGGAGAUGGUUGUCUUCGUCUUCAGCAUUACCGUUGGAAAUACCUUCUUCUACUCUAUACCCUUACAUGUCCUCAAGCACGGAGACCUCCUUAUGCUUUUCUGGCUUCUGUACACACCGAUACUGUUCAUAACGGCCGGCUGCUUCGCGGAGAUGGCCGCUCUGAUGCCGGCAGUGGGAGCACACUACCACUACUGCUACAGCACCAUCUGCGAGUUCGUCGCCUUCCUAGUCGGAUGGCACCUCAUCUUUGCCUACACUGCAAUCACGAUGAGUAGAUGCAAAUUUCUAAGCGAGUUUAUUGAUAAUAAUUUACUGGACGGAUGGGUCUCCAGGAACCUCAAGUUUAGAGAAAGGUUUGGCGUAUUGUUUUUUUGUAUUCCUGGUUACGUCGAUAUCUUAAGUCCAAUGCUUGCAAUCUCCAUGGCCUUCCAGGCAGCCUGGGCGGUGAAUUUCUCAAAGGGCAUCGUUAACUUCUUCACUACUACCAAUGUCAUCAUCAUUGCCAUAAUCAUCAUUGCCUUCACAGCCAAGAUGGACUUCACCUAUGCCAGCAUUUCAAAAACAGAAGAAAGUGAAAAACUGUACGACGCAUUGUUUGUAGUCCAAAAGGCCUUGGUGGGCUAUGAAUCUCUCAGUGUAUUAGGGGAAGAAGCAAAGAACCCUACUACGACAAUACCCUUGAGCAUCAUGAGCUCCGUGCGGAUUUUAAUGGGUCUUUAUAUCAUAUACACUGUCGUAGUCUCCAUAUGUGUAAAAAAAACCGAUCCUUCUGUUAUAGACCUGGAGAAUCCACUUGGGAGCAUAGUCAUCUUGGUGGGAAUGCCUUGGUUAUAUUGGAUUGUGACCUUGGGGUCAAUAAGCAGCCUCUGGUGUAGUGCUUAUGGAUCUAUGUUCAUCACGAUAAGAAUCUUGUAUGCCAUGUCUCGUGAUGGGAUGAUUUUCAAACUGUUCUCAAAGCUAGACAGGUACACUAAGAAACCAGCCAUUCCAGCCAUGAUUUUUGGUAUAUUUGUAGGAUUGGUUGCCACAUUCAUUUACGUUGACACCAGUGUCUGGUUUUUCAGCUUGAUAUGGGCUAAGAUUAUGACCACUGUAUGCCUUCUCAUAACUAGGUUUAGAUAUGAAAAUAAACCAUUGGCAUCCAAGAGUAAUGAGGAAAAACCAAAGGAGGAAGAAGAUAGGGAGGAAAAAUAUAAGAAUUGGGUUUUGAUUAAUUAUCCUGAGUACAAUACACAACCAACGAAAACCACUCACAGCAUCAGCAUGUUCUUGAUAUACAAUACAGUGAUUUUAGUCUUGAGCAGUAUCUUCUGCGCAGUGAUUCUUUACCAUACCGAACAAGGAGAUUUGAAAGAAAUUUUCAAAAUAACUGGCUUUCUAAGCAUACUCUUCUGCUUCCUCUUCUCAUACCUUCUCAAACACCAGCCUACUAAUGACAGGACUAAUCUGUCCUUUUUAACGCCUCAGGUACCUACGUUCCCCUUGGUGUCCAUAGCAGCAGACUUCCUCUCCUCCUUGCUGCUGUGCCAACGGAGCUGGUUGUAUGGCGUCAUUUGGACAAUCUUAGGUGUCGCAUUCUACUUCAGCUAUUCGAUUCGAAACUCCCAAGAAGGCAGGAACCUCUUUGCGGACGGUACGAGGUGGAACCCUCUGGAGUCCCACAUGGAGAUUGAUGGGAGGUCCAAUAGAUAAGAGGCACUCGUAGAUUGUCGAAGGAUAAAAAAAUGGCAAUAAAAGCUAUUAACAUAUGU
Molecule: messenger RNA, 2004 nt
Organism: Nezara viridula (southern green stink bug)
Lineage: Eukaryota; Metazoa; Arthropoda; Insecta; Hemiptera; Pentatomidae
Source: the annotation of a GenBank genome assembly